Molecule: messenger RNA, 1405 nt
Organism: Phodopus roborovskii (desert hamster)
Lineage: Eukaryota; Metazoa; Chordata; Mammalia; Rodentia; Cricetidae
Gene: Anxa3
Product: annexin A3
Exons: 12
Coding region: 39-1010 (323 amino acids)
Cellular component (GO): cytoplasm
Molecular function (GO): calcium ion binding; calcium-dependent phospholipid binding; phospholipase inhibitor activity
Source: RefSeq, a predicted model, not a curated record
AUUACUGUGAUUUCAGCUUGAGAACAAGGUGGACGAUCAUGGCAUCUCUCUGGGUUGGAUCUCGAGGAACCAUAAGAGAUUACCCGGGCUUUAGCCGGGCAGUGGAUGCUGAAGCUAUCCGGAAAGCCAUCAGAGGAAUCGGAACUGAUGAGAAAACCCUCAUUGGCAUUCUGACAGAGCGGUCGAAUGCGCAGCGGCAGCUGAUUGUCCAGGAGUAUCAAGCCAAGUAUAAACAGGAGCUGAAAGAUGACUUGAAGGGUGAUCUCUCUGGAUACUUUGAGCACGUCAUGGUGGCUCUUGUGACUGCACCAGCCCUGUUUGAUGCCAAACAGCUGAAGAAAUCCAUGAAGGGCACUGGGACGGAUGAAGAUGCCUUGAUUGAAAUCUUAACUACCAGGACAAGCAGGCAGAUGAAAGAGAUCACGCAGGCCUAUUAUACAGUGUAUAAGAAGAGUCUUGGAGAUGACAUUAGUUCGGAAACAUCUGGUGACUUCCGGAAAGCUCUGCUGACUCUGGCAGAUGGUAGAAGAGAUGAAAGUCUAAAAGUGGAUGAACAUCUGGCCAAGAAAGAUGCCCAGAUCCUCUUUAACGCUGGUGAGAACAAAUGGGGCACGGAUGAGGACAAAUUCACCGAAGUCCUCUGUCUGCGGAGCUUCCCUCAGCUGAGACUAACAUUUGAUGAGUACAGAAAUAUUAGCCAGAAGGACAUUGAGGACAGCAUUAAAGGAGAAUUAUCUGGGCAUUUUGAAGACCUGCUGCUGGCCAUAGUUCAUUGUACGAGGAACACCCCGGCUUUUUUAGCAGCAAGACUUCAUCAAGCUUUGAAGGGGGCUGGAACAGAUGAAUUCACUCUCAACAGAAUAAUGGUUUCCAGAUCAGAGAUUGACCUCCUGGACAUCCGGCAUGAGUUCAAGAAGAAUUAUGGCCACUCUCUGCACUCAGCCAUUCAGUCGGAUACUUCUGGAGACUACAGAGCCGUGCUCUUGAAGAUCUGUGGAGGAGAUGACUGAAGAAGAUGGUCUCUAAAGGAUACUGCCCUGAUGAUGGGCCUCAGCAAUGCCAAAGGCUCUGCUUACAGCUCUCCUACAGUGUUCCAAAGUGUAAGCAAAUGCAAGACCGCAACCUGUCUGCCUGCUAGGAAUCAUCAUCAUUUUGCAAGGGCAAAAGCAAACAUGAUUUUAUAGUAGAGCAUCUCAUUCAUAAUGUAGAGGCUUAUAAUCUACAAUUAAAGACCUACUAAUGAUUUUCUACUUUGCUCAGGAAGUUGGAAUCAGUGUAGUCUAAAUCAGGAUACUAAAAACAGCUGCCUUUGUUAAACAUAAUUUGUGUGUUUGCUUUCAGCAUCUACCAAUACUGUGUUGCCUGGUGCUGACAAGUAUCUUAAAAUACAUUUGUUGUAAAUGCU